AUGUCCGUCAUUGGCUCCGUCAGACUGGAUCCGGCCCUCCCAUCUCAAAGUGCGGAGCAAUUGGCAGUUGCAACCCUCCUCAGCGUCCCAGCAGACAUCGGCAGCCCUGCAAUGAAAGCAGGCAUUGCAAGCAGGAUUCAGGAACAGAACAACACUUGCCGGGGUUGUUCGGGGCUGGGUUAUUCUUUGGGGGCUGGCUUGUGCGUGCACACUGGCAGUCUGGCAGCACUGCUUGGCCGGCUGGGGCUGGUGGAGUGGCGGCUCGCAGUUGUCUUGACACGUCCAUGUACCCCACCAUCAAUUUCACUAUGGACAACGACUUUGACAGCGCACCCACCUCAAGGUAACCACCUCACCAGCCCACCACCAUCGGCACCUGCAUCAUCAACCUACCUCUACUCACGGGCAACGGAGGCCGAGACGGGGCCACCUCUUCAGGCUUCAGCUGUCAAUGUCAAUCCCUCCCAUGCGCAAUCCGGGCUGUGCUUACUCUCCAGACUCCAAAGCGCACUACUUCGUACCGCUACCACGAGUCUACGACUACGAAUCACUCAGCAACACAACAGCCAGCCACUCUUCUCUCACAAUCGGCCUCUUCCCGAACGCAUCCAUUCUCUCGAGCGAAUACCUACAGUCUGCGUUUACGCGACCCAAAAGCCCACUGGCUUUCGCUUUCACGCACAUGCGCAUGCGGCUCCUGAUUCAAUCCCAUCUUUAAUCUUAUCCUGCAUGCCUCGGUCGCGGCAGCUUCGAGACAUUAAUCAGAAGACAAGACAGGCGUGCCUCCAACACACCACUCGACCACUACCCCUGCCCUCUUCGUCACCAAUGACCACUCGUCCCCAAUUCCCAUCUCGAUUGCCCGCGUUUAAUCACUACGGAUCGUACAUCCCAAUGGCCGAGAAUGCAUCUUGUUACGAGUUGACUCUGUCCACAGAGUCCAAAUGGCGAGGCCAGCCGAGUAUCCAAGAUGAGGUACCUACAGGACCCCUACGACAAGAAUCCCAUCUCCCUCAUCCGAUGAUUUGUUCCGGCGUAUCUGUACGACAAUUCGUUUGCGGCGCGUAUAUGGAUACGUCCUCCAUGAUGCUCGUGAUGGAUGGCACCCUACCUGCGCCUCAGCCGCCAUGCCGCGUGUUGAGGCGACAUGCACCUCGUUUCGCACUUGGCUCGAGUCGGUAUCGGCAUCGCUACCAGAACGCUCGAUUUCUUCUGUGCUACCGUGGCUACCUACCUAUCCAUGCUAUUAUGUGCGCCAUCACGAACGAUUCCCUCAAAGAAACAGAGGAUUGCACUCAAGCUAAACUACCGUGGGACGUGGGACCUAAUGGAAUGCACCGUUGCAGACUCGAAGCAGGGAGAACUGAGGUCACAAAAGUCACCAAUCGCAGCCCACGCACCGUCUCGUUGAAGCUGAACAGAGGCCGCCGUCCAGCCACCCUCGACACCAUUACGAUCUCGAGCUCUAGCCUUGCAAUCUGUCAACUAACUGUGCCUUCUAGACCGUGUACGAUCAUUGACAGCUGGUCUGCGUUCGCCGCUCGCGUUGCUAGGUCCGCCGCCAUGAACGCCCAUUCACAGGAAAUCGUAGCGACCCGAGCCUGCCAUAUAGCGAUCUGCAUCAGGGAAGCCAACCAGACUUCAGAGCCUUACGGCUGCUGGGUCGAGGGCGGAGUCACAUCUCACGUUCAAAUCCCCGUCCGGCAUCAGAGAUAUGAGCCCGCGCUGCCCGCGUCCCCCCUGACGCGGGAUCGGUUCAGCAAAGACGACGUGAAAUCCAAGUCUGAUGAACAUCGGAUCAGACCCCCUGAGAGCUGCGCCUGGUGUCGAAAGAGUAUACUGCGGCUGCAAAACUGGCUUUAUUACCGGAGUAGUGCCCCGGAGGGAACCCUACCCAUUUUGAGUUCCUCGGUCAUCCGAGUCUCACACGCCUGCUCCUGGGAUGACCUUGCAAGCACUUCAGACCGAGGGGUGCCGUGCCUCCGCCGGGCUUCCCCUGUGGCCUUCUCCCGCCUUGCAGACGCACAAAGUUGGGACGACAUAAGGGGUCUGAUGUGCCAUGGUCGCACUGCGUACCACUCUGCCAUCCGUCGACCUUUGACUAUUGAAAGCUUACAUUCGCGAGGAGGAGUGUUGGAUCGUGAGACGACAUCGACUGGAACCUAUUCAAAGAUGUGGUACAGCACACGAGAAUCGCCGACGCUAUUCCAAAGUACUUCCCACGCUGUCAGGAGCGACAUCCGCGGGCUUGGCACGAAAAAGGACGCAUUGCAGCGGACCAACGACAAAGGCCUUGUUCCUGUUGGUCCAAGUCUAGCCCGCCCUCGAAUGAUUAACAUUAAAAUGACUUUUGGGGCAGCCUUUGUGGAAGGAUGGAGCAGAGACGCGACGUUCAUUGAUCUCUCUGGCGCUGCUUACCUACUCUGCCGGUCGAUUGAUUUGAUUAACGAGGUGACUGGUCAGUUGAUGUCCGGGAAGCUCGGGGCGAUUCGGUCGAAGGCCGGGCGAUAUGAGGAGUUUUUCCCCUACGAGGUUAUGGGUUUUGGGAGCAGUGAAGCGGGCCGACUUGAUCUCCGACGCCGUUACAUUUCCACCUUACCGGCUAACAACCCUGGUUCCGUCACAGUCUGGCCCGGUGGCCGUGUCUUCGCAUUCUUGUUUUUUUGUAUGACCUGGAUCCGAACCAAAUCACGAACUAGGGUUCAGAUCAACAUCUCUUUUGCUGUCUUGAUUUUUGUUUGUAGGACUCGGGACGGGAGACAAUUUGAGCCAAAAUGCUCUUCAGGCUCCACUCUUGAAGAGACUUUUGCGAUCACGUGCUUCGCUGCGGGAGUGUCGUCAGAGGCGAUAAGGCCCGGCCUGGGCUUAUCGGGCGGCCAACCAUCCGAUGAGGACCCCGACAGAAACGGAGCUUAA
Molecule: messenger RNA, 2916 nt
Organism: Colletotrichum lupini
Lineage: Eukaryota; Fungi; Ascomycota; Sordariomycetes; Glomerellales; Glomerellaceae
Exons: 13
Coding region: 1-2916 (971 amino acids)
Source: RefSeq, a predicted model, not a curated record